UGCGCCUCUGUGUCACGUCCACUCCACGACGGCAGGUGGCAGCACCAGAGAGGGAGACACACACUCAACAUCCGUCAACAAAGCGGGAAACCAGGACGUUUGUGAUGCAUGUGUCCUAACCUCAGUGGGAGUAUUAAAAUGUUGAUUCCACAGUUUGAUCGCAGGGACCUUCAUCAGGAAACAUGUUCGUCAGAGAAAUGACGGGCCUAAGGGGAAUAUUCCUGAAAAGAGUCGCUCGGUGGUUCAGAGCAGACUUGACCUCCUGCAGAUGUUUCCACGCAGAGACAGUCAGACACCAGUCCAGCGACCUUCCCAUAAUCCACCACGCAGGGUACGUGUGCGACCUCCCCCCAAACCACAGGUUCCCCAUGAGCAAGUUCCCCCGAGUUUUACACUUCCUCAUAAAAGACCAGGUCAUCACACACAAACAGGUGUGGGAACCUGAAAUUGCCUCUGAAGAUUUACUGAGCUGUGUGCACACAGAAGAAUACGUGACCAACUUCAUACAAGGGAGAAUAAGUGAGCAAGACCAGCGGAAGACAGGCUUCUCCUGGAGCGAGGGCUUAGUGAGACGCUGUCGAUAUGAAACCGGUGGGACCCUCCUCGCUGCUGAAGUGGCUCUGCAGAGGGGUCUGGCCUGCAGCACAGCAGGAGGAACCCAUCAUGCUUUUCCGAGUUAUGGUUCAGGAUAUUGUCUCCUCAAUGAUUUGGCCGUAGCUGCCAAACACCUGAUGGGAAACUCUUCACCCAGGAGGAAGGUUCUGAUUGUGGAUCUAGACGUGCAUCAGGGCGACGGCACAGCUUUCAUAUUUAAAGAGGAGCCGUGUGUGUUUACAUUCUCAGUGCAUUGUGGGAAAAACUUCCCCCUCCGUAAACAACAGAGUGACCUAGAUAUCAGCCUGGAGGAUGGAUUGGAAGACAAGGACUACCUCUCCACAGUGGAGGCUCACCUUCCCUGGCUCCUGGAGUCUUUUCGUCCAGACCUGGUCCUGUAUGAUGCAGGCGUCGACCCUCAUUGGGACGAUGAACUUGGGAGGCUCCGCUUGACUGACCACGGGCUGUAUCAGAGAGAUCUGUAUGUGAUGAAGACUGUGGUGAGCAGAGGCGUUCCUGUUGCUGCUGUAAUCGGAGGAGGGUAUUCAAGAGACAUCGACAAACUGGCCCUCAGACACUCCAUCGUCCACAGAGCAGCUGCUCAGGUUUGGAGGGAGUGUGGAAUGUAAAACCUCCUCAAGGAUCCUCAAAGUCUGAUCUUUAGCAGCCAAUAUUAAUAUUUACCUCAUGAAUGUGCUUUGUAAACAGUAGAAUUAAAUACUGUACAUGCAACAGCCUUACAUUUUUAUUAAGAAUCGUGAAAAAGAUAAGAGACAAUGGACUUUAAGUAUAUUUCGGAAAUUGUAAUAUGUCAAGUUAUACAAUUUAAAAUGUGUAAUUAACUCUUUGACUUUGUUUUGAACUUGUUAUGGUUUAUUGGAACAAGACUCAUGGUGAUCAUGGUCAUUGAAGUCACUAAAAUGUUGUUCAACUUGCCGUUUACCUCAUCAUGACACUGCAUCAUUACCUCUGUGGUAGUAACAGUCU
Molecule: messenger RNA, 1581 nt
Organism: Paralichthys olivaceus (Japanese flounder)
Lineage: Eukaryota; Metazoa; Chordata; Actinopteri; Pleuronectiformes; Paralichthyidae
Gene: hdac12
Product: histone deacetylase 12
Molecular function (GO): histone deacetylase activity
Source: RefSeq, a predicted model, not a curated record